AGUGUCUUGAAUUCAAAACUUGUUAAUUAUGUAUAAACCGACUCAUAAAUAUAUAAUACGCAUUUACUUCGACAAUAGCCACGUGCGAUAAAUACACGGACUCACGGUUUUCCCUAUAAAUUUGCGGACAGCGAAGCUUUAGCAUACAGUACCCCAGUUAGAUCACAUCUUGUCUUUUAGCAAAAGAGAGAAACAAAAUGGGAUCUCAUGUUGUUUGUAACCAACAAAAACCACACGUAGUUUGCGUGCCUUACCCGGCUCAAGGCCACAUCAAUCCGAUGCUGAAAGUGGCUAAACUCCUCCACAAUAGAGGCUUCCACGUCACCUUCGUCAACACCGUUUACAACCACAAACGCCUAAUCCGGUCCCGUGGGACUGACGCACUCGGUAGAGUUCCUUCCUUCCGGUUCGAGGCCAUACCUGACGGUCUACCUGAGACUGACGUAGAUGCCACGCAGGACAUCCCUACCCUUUCCGAGUCCACCGAGAAGAACUGUCUCGCUCCGUUCAAGGAGCUUAUCGGGCGGAUUAACACCAGAGAGGAUGUUCCUCCGGUGAGCUGUAUCGUAGCAGAUGGUGCGAUGAGCUUUACUCUUGACGUUGCGGAGGAGUUAGGUGUCCCGGAGGUUCUGUUUUGGACCCCUAGUGGUUGUGGCUUCAUGGCUUAUCUUCACUAUUAUCUCUUCAUCGAGAAGGGUUUAUGUCCUGUACAGGAUGAGAGUUGCUUGACGAAGGAACACUUGGACACAGUCAUAGAUUGGAUACCUUCAAUGAAGAAUCUAAAAUUAAAAGACAUUCCUAGUUUCAUCCGUACAACUAAUCCCAACGACAUAAUGGUCAACUUCAUUGUCCGUGAGACCUGUCGAACCAAGCGUGCCUCUGCUGUCAUUCUCAACACAUUCGAUGACCUGGAGCAUGACAUAAUCAGGUCUAUGCAAUCCAUUUUACCACCGGUUUAUCCAAUCGGACCGCUUCAUCUCUUAGUAAACAGGGAGAUUGAUGAAGACAGUGAGAUUGGAAGGAUGGGAUUAAAUCUAUGGAAAGAGGAGACUGAGUGUUUGAAUUGGCUUGAUACUAAGUCUCGAAACAGCGUUGUUUAUGUUAACUUUGGGAGCAUAACGAUAAUGACCGUGACACAGAUCUUGGAGUUUGCAUGGGGUUUGGCGGCAACGGGGAAGGAGUUUCUAUGGGUGAUGCGGCCGGAUUUAGUAGCCGGAGAGGAGGCAGUGAUCCCGACAGAGUUUUUAACGGAGACAGCGGAUCGAAGGAUGCUGGCGAGUUGGUGUCCUCAAGAGAAAGUUCUUUCUCAUCCGGCUAUCGGAGGGUUCUUGACGCAUUGCGGUUGGAACUCGACGUUAGAAAGUCUUUCUUGCGGAGUUCCGAUGGUAUGUUGGCCAUUUUUUGCAGAGCAACAAACAAAUUGUAAGUUUUCUUGUGACGAAUGGGAGGUUGGGAUUGAGAUUGGCGGAGAUGUAAAGAGGGAAGAGGUCGAGGCAGUGGUUAGAGAGCUGAUGGAUGGAGAGAAGGGAAAGAAGAUGAGAGAAAAGGCGGAAGAGUGGCGGCGUUUAGCGCAGAAAGCGACUGAGCAGCCGUGUGGUUCUUCGGUGAUAAACUUUGAGACAAUUGUUAGCAAGGUUCUAUUAGGAAAGAAAACAUAAGUAUAUCAUAAAACUAUGUAAGGUUAUUAAUAAGUAAAAAUUGCUUUUCUUGUUUCAUCGUGUGUAAUACUAUCCUAAAAGGGAUUGAGAGAAAUAACAAAUAUUGGUAAAGGUUUUCUAAGAAGCA
Molecule: messenger RNA, 1785 nt
Organism: Capsella rubella
Lineage: Eukaryota; Viridiplantae; Streptophyta; Magnoliopsida; Brassicales; Brassicaceae
Product: UDP-glycosyltransferase 85A3
Exons: 2
Coding region: 198-1658 (486 amino acids)
Molecular function (GO): UDP-glycosyltransferase activity
Source: RefSeq, a predicted model, not a curated record